AUUUUGAUAACGGGCGGUGCAGGCUUUGUUGGCUCCCAUCUGACUGAUAAGCUGAUGAUGGACGGCCAUGAGGUGACGGUGGUGGACAACUUCUUCACUGGCCGCAAGAGGAACGUGGAGCACUGGAUCGGCCACGAGAACUUUGAGCUCAUCAACCACGACGUGGUGGAGCCGCUCUACAUCGAGGUGGACCAGAUCUAUCACCUGGCCUCUCCUGCCUCUCCUCCCAACUACAUGUACAAUCCCAUCAAGACCCUGAAGACUAACACGAUAGGAACCCUCAACAUGCUGGGACAGGCUCUGGGCUUGAUUGAUCUGGUCUGCCUCUCCACAGGGUUGGCGGCGUGUUGGAGCUCGUCUGCUGCUGGCGUCACGUCUGAGGUGUACGGAG
This is a messenger RNA of Oncorhynchus masou masou (cherry salmon), 391 nucleotides long. Its product is annotated as UDP-glucuronic acid decarboxylase 1-like. The record is from RefSeq and is a predicted model, not a curated record. Gene Ontology annotation, molecular function: UDP-glucuronate decarboxylase activity; NAD+ binding. The transcript has 5 exons. NCBI's taxonomy places the organism in Eukaryota, Metazoa, Chordata, Actinopteri, Salmoniformes, Salmonidae. The annotation marks the transcript as partial. Gene Ontology annotation, cellular component: cytoplasm. Gene Ontology annotation, biological process: D-xylose metabolic process.